AAUUGAUUGAUUUGAAAAUUGUACAUUGCAGACUUGCAGUGGCAAGUUUGAAGCUGAAGGCUGAAAGGUGUGAGUGAAGAGAACUAGAGUCGGUGGUGUAGCCGUGCAGGGGAAGCAUGAACCGUGCAAGGGAGAGGAAGUCGAAGACAUCGUCACCGUCGCUGAUUCCAAUGGGAAUCGAACCUCCUCGCGAUUUGCUUCCCUCCAAGCACGACUUCCCCAAGCUCCUCCUCGUUCUCGCCAUCUCCACCCUCGUUGCUUGCUUCUGCAACCUCUUCUUCACCUCUUUCGUUAAUCCCCCUACCAAACCCUUCUGCGAUUCCAACUUCAUCCACUCCUCACAUUCAUUUUCCGAUGAUUGUGAACCUUGCCCAACUCAUGGAGAAUGCUACGCUGGCAUGCUCGAAUGUUUCAAGGGUUACCGCAAGCAUCGUAAUUUAUGCGUAGAAGACAGUGAAAUUAGUGAAUCAGCUCGCAAAAUUGUGGAGAGAGUAGAGUUUCACCUUUGUGAAGAAUAUGCUCAGUUUAUGUGCUAUGAAACUGGAUCAAUUUGGGUUUCAGAGGAUGAAUUGUGGAAUCGUUUGGAGCCAUUUGGGGAUGUCUCCUCGGACAAUGCGCUUUAUAAUUUCACGAAAGAGAAGGCAAUUGAGUCAAUUGGUAAAUCAUUGGAGCUGAGGUUAAAUUCUCAUGGGAUGAAGGAGUACAAGUGUCCAGAUUCGUUGGCGGAGCAUUACAAGCCAUAUGCCUGUCGCCUUCGUCAGUGGAUACUACGGCACAUUCUACUUGUUUUGCCUGUUUUUGCCAUGCUUGUUUUAUUGACAACUCUGUUCUGGAAUGUCCGGCGGAAACUACGCAUUUCAAAAAGAGUGGAGGAGCUUUACAACCAGGUCUGUGAAAUACUUGAAGAUAAUGCAUUGACGGCAAAGAGUGCAAAUGAUGAACGUGAACCCUGGGUUGUUGCUUCUAGGCUACGAGAUCACCUGCUUUUGCCUAGAGAGCGGAAGGACCCUCUAUUAUGGAAAAAGGUAGAAGAAUUGGUUCAAGAAGAUUCGCGAGUAGAUCGCUAUCCCAAGUUGGUGAAGGGUGAAUCAAAAGAGGUUUGGGAAUGGCAAGUUGAAGGCUCUUUGAGUGCCUCAAAGAUGAAGAAUAAAAGAGAUGCAAGCAAAACGGCGGUCAAAGAAGGCAUGAACCUUAACUAUCAAAACCAGCCCAUUAUGAAAGCGGAGCAUAAGGAGCCACUGUUUUGAUACAAAGUAUUGCUUGUACUUUGUACAAUAGAAGGUUGUAUAAGAUACGUUGUAUAUUCUUUACAGCAAAACAUGGGGCAAAUGUGCGGCAUUGUUGUGUGUGUUUCGUUCAUGCAGUUCCAAAGCACUUACAAUUUGUAUGGUAUGUGCUGACUGCUGAUAACUGAGGAAGAGAAAUCAAGUAUUCAAGUCCCUGAAACUGUGUGACCCUCGCGGGUCUUAGAUGUAGGCUUUCUGGAUGAAUGGCAUCAUAUAAUGUGGAAGAGUCCAGUGUUGUGAUUAGUGAAGGUAGAUUUUGAGGAAUUUGCAUCAUAAGGUCAGGGCCUUUUUAGCAUUAGACUCCAUUACUCUUAAUUGAUCCCAAAAAAAAUGUUUAAUGUUCUCUCCCGCAUGUUAAUUUUAUAUAGGCAAAUGUUGUAUGGACAUAUAGAUUGGCAUCCGGAUUAAUAUGCAUACUAAAAACACUAGUAACCUUGUAAAUUUGUCUUCUACGGUAAUAUAAUGCUUCCGUAGCUAAA
Arachis duranensis is the source of this 1765-nucleotide messenger RNA. RefSeq lists its product as uncharacterized. NCBI's taxonomy places the organism in Eukaryota, Viridiplantae, Streptophyta, Magnoliopsida, Fabales, Fabaceae. Gene Ontology annotation, molecular function: chromatin binding. The coding region runs from base 117 to 1247 and encodes 376 amino acids. The record is from RefSeq and is a predicted model, not a curated record. The transcript has 10 exons. Gene Ontology annotation, cellular component: nuclear inner membrane.